AUGGCAUCGUCGGCUGACGCGGACGCGGGCGCGGGCGCGGGCGCAGCGCAACGCCCCCGCCAGGUGGGCACCUGCUUCAACACGGCCAGCGUGCCGUGGCAGCGCGUCAUCAACGCCCGGGGCUUCAUAUCGCCGCGGUCCCGCCCGGACGGGGCGCGCGAACAGGCCGAGGCCCUGGGGGGCGAGGGCGUCCGCGUCGUCCGCGGCGCCGUGGGCGAGCUCGCCGUCGACGUGGCCGAGUUUGGAUGGUUUCCCGACGUCUUGCCGUCCGAGCGGGCGUGCGCUCGCCGUCGCCGGUGA
Molecule: messenger RNA, 300 nt
Organism: Metarhizium album ARSEF 1941
Lineage: Eukaryota; Fungi; Ascomycota; Sordariomycetes; Hypocreales; Clavicipitaceae
Product: Methylated-DNA-[protein]-cysteine S-methyltransferase, DNA binding protein
Exons: 2
Coding region: 1-300 (99 amino acids)
Source: RefSeq, a predicted model, not a curated record